CGUCACGUGCCCCAACCCGACACCGGUCUUGUCUUUGGUCGGCCGGAAUAAUAUCUGACUGAAUUAUCACAGAACAUAUCCAAGACUCGAAACAAUACGUCAGUACUUUGCCUGACCCAAGCGUUCAUAACGCAAGACUUUGUUUCCGGAAAAACUCGUCCCGGUGCACUUUGAGGCUUCCGCAGCUAUCUUAGCUUAGCCUAGCUUAGCUUCCGAGCUGUGAACAAAAAGACGCGUUUGUUUGCAACACAGCGCACAACAAGCAGAAAUUAGGUUUCACUGAAAUUAUUUUAUGAAAAUGUGUGCACAAAGUGUGAAAGAAGAGUACGAGGAGCAACAUUGUGGAAUAAAAGAGGAGAGCGAGAGUUCACGUCAACGUUUGGACGGCGUUUUCAAGAAGCCUCAAAUUGGAUUACACAACGCAGAUACCACCGAAGAAGAUCUUCAUGCUGGGCAGAAGUGCCACCACAUCAAAAAGGAAGAGAAGCCUGAGCACGUGUGCAUGAAAGUGGAGGAGGCUGAAGAUGAGUUGCCUUUGUCUUGUGUCAUUGUCAAGAUUGAAGGCGAUGAAGAAGAGGACGAUGAUGAUGACUGUUGUGGAGACAGCCUCUUUGCUCCACUAUCAGACACAACACCAGACACUCGUGAUGACGACGACCACCAUGAUAACCUUGAAAAACAUUCCCAAAGUCAUAUUACAUGCCACACUGACAACAGACGCUUGCAGUGCUCUCAGUGUGACAAAACCUUGGGUACUAAGUAUGCUUUGAAAGUGCACAAGAAAACACACGCUGGAGAGAAACCUUUUUCCUGCUUGUUUUGUGACAAACGUUUCUCUGUGAAAGGAAGUUUGAUAAGACACGCAAGAACACACACCGGGGAGAAGCCUUUUGCCUGUUCAAUUUGUGGUAAAAGAUUCACCCAGAAAGGAUAUUUGGGGACACACACAAAAACACACACUGGAGAGAAACCUUUUGCCUGCUCAGUGUGCGGUCUUACACUAACUCAAAAAUCGAAUUUAAUCAUUCACAUGAGAACGCACACUGGGGAGAAACCUUUUGCCUGCUCAGUUUGUGGUAAAUGCUUCUCAAUCAAGAAAAGUUUAAUAAGUCACACAAGAACACACACCGGGGAUAAACCUUUUGUCUGCUCGGUUUGUGGGAAUAAAUUCUCUUCAAAGGGACCUUUAAGAAGACACAUGAGAACACACACUGGUGAGAAACCUUUUUCCUGCUUAGUGUGCGGUCUUAAAUUAACGCAGAAGAAUAAUUUAACCAAACACAUGAGAACACACACUGGGGAGAAACCCUUCGCCUGCUCAGUUUGCGACAAAACAUUCACCCAGAAGGCACAGUUGAACACGCACACCAGAACACACACUGGGGAGAAACCCUUUACCUGCUCUGUCUGCGUCUACAGUUUUAGUGAACGUUCAAAAUUGGUGCGGCACAUGAGGACACACACUGGCGAGAAAGUGUACAGUUGCAAUGUGUGUGAUGAGAAAUUCUUACACAAAUAUCAGCUUGAUAAGCAUGGCUGUUUUGGUCAACCAGUGAUGGCCCUCAAUAUCAUUUUGACUUUUGAUGACGCUCCUUUAAGUUGGUUUGGGUCACUGUCCGCCAUCGCAGACGUCGCUCGGCGGACCUUAGGUGUGAAAAUGUGUCAAGUGGAACUCCUGAGGGCGUUGCUGAAUCAGCGACUGAGUGCGGCCGUCGACGAAGUAUUCGGAGUUGUUGCAAGAACCAUCGCCGAGUACCAGGAGGAACUCUGUCGGUCAAAAGAGGAGAAUGCGCGUCAGCGUCAGCUGCUGGACGCUGUUCUCAAGCCGCACGUUGUGCUAUACAAAGAAGAGAGUUCCAGUCAAGAAUGUCUUUCCCCGAAUCAGCAAGAAGGGAUCUCCACGGUGGAACCACGGCAGCCUGAGCCUCCCCGCAUCAAAGAGGAAGAGGAGAAGGCCGACGUCACCCAAUUGCCAUUGGCUCCUUUUCCUUUGAGGCUUGAUGCCGAGGCUGAAGAAGAAGAUGACGUAGACCGCUGCGGAGCGUCCCGAGCUGCCAGCCUCUCAGCUCCACUCUCAGAUUCGGAUGACAUCACGUUGCACUCUUUCGACGCCGAUGGUGACAAACAUUCUAAGAGUGAUACGGCAGGUCGCACUGCCGGUAAACGCUGGAAAUGUUCCCAUUGUGGGAAAACAUUUGACUAUAGCAGCGAUCUGAUCAAACACAUAAGAACGCACACGGGAGAGAAACCAUUCAAGUGUUCGGUUUGUGGCAAAAGUUUCACCCACAAGGGAAAUUUGACCGUGCACACACGGACGCACACUGGAGAAAAACCGUACGGCUGCUCAAUCUGCAACAAAAGUUUUACUGGCCACUCGGCAUUAACUAAACACGCCCGGAUACACACCGGGGAAAAGCCUUUCAGGUGCUCAGUGUGCGGUAAACGCUACACGCAAAACGAAACUUUGAAGGCUCACUCAAGAACCCACACUGGCGAGAAACCGUAUUCCUGCUUAGUCUGCAACAAACGCUUCAGUUCACAUUCGUCGUUUGCCCGACAUCGAAGGACGCACAGUGACGAAAAACCCUAUUCUUGCUUAGUCUGUAACAAAAGCUUCCGGUCUAAUUCAGCCUUUGCCCGACACAGAAAAAAACACAUUGGAGGCAAAGUGUUCAGUUGCGCCGCGUGCAAGAAGACAUUCCCUCGCAAGUACCAAGUGAAGACACACAAGUGCGUUGCGCUCAAUGAAGCCGCGGGAACUUAAAGGCUUUGGAAACUUUUGACUUCUUCCACGUGAACUUGAACUCUGAAAGGACUGGCCCGCUGGCUUCGCGGUGCAUUCCAUGAUGACUUUCACUGGCGGGUUUGAUAUGUUCUGAAAAAUAUACACAA
Molecule: messenger RNA, 2892 nt
Organism: Hippocampus zosterae (dwarf seahorse)
Lineage: Eukaryota; Metazoa; Chordata; Actinopteri; Syngnathiformes; Syngnathidae
Product: zinc finger protein 605-like
Exons: 4
Coding region: 293-2764 (823 amino acids)
Biological process (GO): regulation of transcription by RNA polymerase II
Molecular function (GO): RNA polymerase II cis-regulatory region sequence-specific DNA binding; DNA-binding transcription factor activity
Source: RefSeq, a predicted model, not a curated record